Messenger RNA from Malassezia pachydermatis, 903 nucleotides. Its product is annotated as plc-like phosphodiesterase. Gene Ontology annotation, molecular function: phosphoric diester hydrolase activity. Gene Ontology annotation, biological process: lipid metabolic process. The transcript has 6 exons. The coding region runs from base 1 to 903 and encodes 300 amino acids. The record is from RefSeq and is a predicted model, not a curated record. NCBI's taxonomy places the organism in Eukaryota, Fungi, Basidiomycota, Malasseziomycetes, Malasseziales, Malasseziaceae.
AUGUCGAGUCCUCAACGUGAGAUGCCCGAGUGCUGGGGCCAUCGUGGAGCUUCCGCCGAAUUCCCUGAAAAUACCUUGCGUUCGUUUGCACAGGCCAUCAAGGAUGGGUCGGAAGGUAUUGAGAGCGAUGUCCACAUCACGGCCGACGACGUGAUUGUAAUGUUCCACGACACCACGUUGGAUCGUACGACAAACAGCACGGGCCUGAUUAGUGCGCGACAGUACUAUGGCAAGGAUGGCUUGGAGCAUGUGCAUACACUCAAGGAGCCUCCGCAGCAGAUUCCUACCUUUGAGCAGCUCUGUUCCCUUCUUAUGCAGCCGAGCAAUAGGCAUGUGAAGCUGAACAUUGACAUCAAGCCCAACAACGAUCCAGAGCGUCUGUUCAGCAUCAUGAACAAGGUGGUAAGCAAGUUCCCCCACUACGAGACAGAGCUGGCACCGCGUCUGAUCCUUGGUCUCUGGCACCCCAAAUUCAUUGCCCCUGCGAAGCAAUAUGUGCCAUCGCUGCGCCGCGCUCACAUUGGUGCCUCACCUGCAGAUGCACUCAAGUACUUCUGGAAGGAUUGCGAUGCAUUUUCCAUCCAUUUUGCCUCCUUGGUCAACCGUGAAGGGCAGGACUUCAUCCAGCGUGCUCACAAAGAAAACAAAGAUGUUAUGGUGUGGACCGUCAACCGCAAAGACGAGAUGGUCAGCGCCACCAGCUGGGGCGUUUCAGCGAUCCUGACAGACUACACGGCUGAUCUUCAGAACCUGCGAAAGGAAAUGAAAGCCGACUUUGACUCCACGUACAAAAAGUACGUGAGCCCCAUGUUCGGCUGGGGUACGGGGCGCUAUUACACCCCGUACAACCAGAUGUACAAGUACUACUGUCGGUCCGAGGUCGAACAACACGCUGGUCUAUGA